AUGCAAUUCACCACUCUCUCCUUGGCCCUGAUGGCCGGAUUCGCCGCCGCUUCAGCUCAUGAAGGUCAUUACCACCCGAAGCGUAUUACCAACGGUACCAUCGCGGCCACCACUAGCCUCGCUCCUCAAACCACCAUGACCGUUUACGCGACCACCGUCCGAACCAUCACCUCAUGUGCUGCAUCCAUCACCAACUGCCCAGCUCGUGCAAGCUCCUACGCUUCCGGUGCAGCUACCCCAUCCGAGGUUAUUGUUACUGAUACCAUCACUUUGGCAACCACCAUCUGCCCAGUCACCGAGGCUGCAUCUGCCAGUUCUGCUAUCACCAGCAAGCACUUGACAUCUGCUCUUGCAUCUCUUUCAUCUGAGAUCGCCAAGGCAGCCAGCUCCGGUUCUUUCUAUGGUGCGACUACCACUACAAUUGCUCUAGGUUCUAGUGCACUUCCAUCCGCUCUCACAAGUGGUGCUGUCCCAUCUGCACCAGCUGGCGUUUCCAGCGCAGCAGGUAUUGAGACCACUCCAGCUUCCUCCGGUGUUGCCGCACCAACUGGAUCCUCCCCAUACUCCAUCUCUGCUCCUCUCGGAACUGGUGUCGUUUCCUCUGCUCGCGUUGUUACCGGUAGUUCAAGCCACACUUUGACCUACACUCUCGGUUCCGGUUCAUCUACCACCGUUGUCACCACCACCAUUAUCGAGACUUCCGCCUCUACCAUCUACUUGACCGUUACCCCAUCUCAAACCGUUCCUGGUGCUGCUCAAACCCCUGCCGUUUCUUCCAACGCUGGUGUCGUUUCUUCUGCUGACUCUACCACUUCCCAAACCACCACCAUCUACGGUACCUCCACCUCUACUCACUACGUCACCGUUUCAGCUAUUUCCCCAUCUGGAUCCGCUGCCACUAGUCUCUCUGGUGUCUCCGCCGUUGUAUCAGGUGGCUCUCCAUCUGCCCCUGCUGGAUCUUCCCCAAGCGGUCCUUCAGUCCCAAGCGCCGGUUUACCAGUUGCAUCAUCUGGUUCUUCCGGAGUUGAGACCUGUGCUCCUGCAGAGGCCUCCACCGUCACAGUCACCGCCACUGUUGCCGCUCAAACCGUAACAGUUGCUGCUCAAACCGUCACAGUCGCCGCUCAAACCGUCACUGUUACCGCUGACUGCGCUGCCACUGAUGCCAUCUCCGGUAUUCAAACCGCUGUUGUCGCUACCUCUGCGGGCGCAGCUGUUUCUACCGAUGCCUCCGUCAUCGUUAGCACUGCCACCGUUGUCCCAAUUCCAGCCACCACCGCCGCUAUCUCUUCCAUUCCUCACUACGGUAACGGAACUGCUAUCACUUCCACCAAGAAGUCCAGAUGCGCAUCUUCUGGUUUCUUGACCAGCAAGGCUAGACCAACUGGCGCCAAGCCAACUGGUUACUAA
Molecule: messenger RNA, 1410 nt
Organism: Sclerotinia sclerotiorum 1980 UF-70
Lineage: Eukaryota; Fungi; Ascomycota; Leotiomycetes; Helotiales; Sclerotiniaceae
Exons: 2
Coding region: 1-1410 (469 amino acids)
Source: RefSeq, a predicted model, not a curated record